AUGGAAAGCCCUCCCUCUAAAACCACUCUGUGUGGGGAACAUGAGAGCCAGACCAAAGCUCAGAGGAACCCACCUGAACCUGAACCCAGCUGUGUGUCCUUAAAGAGGCACUGGUCUAAAGAUUUUGACAUUAAUUUUAAAGGACAGCAGGCGUCUGCUGCAGAGAGAGUGGACCAGCAGAGCUCAGGGGGUCCCAGUGGUCAGUCUGCCCAGCAGCAUCAAACACAGCUGGACUCCAUAUUUAUGCUGCUGGAGGACAACAUCAUCACUUUUGUGAAGGACGAGCUGAAGAAGAUCAAGAAGAUCCUGAGUCCAGAUUACCCAGAAUGCUUAGAGAGGGAGGAUGAAGAGCAGAGGAGGAACAGCAGAGAGGCUGUCAUGAAGAUCACACUGGACUUCCUGAGGAGAAUGAAGCAGGAGGAGCUGGCUGAGUUACUGCAGAGCAAAGUUCUAGCUGCAGUUUGUCAACAUAAACUCAAGUCUAACCUGAAGAAGAAGUUCCAGUGUGUGUUUGAGGGCAUCGCUAAAGCAGGAAACCCAACCCUCCUGAAUCAGAUCUACACAGAGCUCUACAUCACAGAGGGAGGGGCUGCAGAGGUCAAUGAGGAACAUGAGGUCAGACAGAUUGAAACAGCAUCCAGGAAACCAGACAGACCAGAAACAACAAUCAGACAAGAAGACAUCUUUGAAGGAUCACCUGGAAGAGAUGAACCAAUCAGAACAGUGCUGACAAAGGGAGUGGCUGGCAUUGGGAAAACAGUCCUAACACAGAAAUACACCCUCGACUGGGCUGAAGACAAAGCCAACCAGGACAUCCAGUUCAUGUUUCCAUUGACUUUCAGAGAGCUGAAUGUGCUGAAAGAGGAAAAGUUCAGCUUGGUGGAACUUGUUCAUCACUUCUUCACUGAAACCAAAGAAGCAGGAAUCUGCAGCUUUGAACACUUCCAGGUUGUGUUCAUCUUUGAUGGUCUGGAUGAGUGUCGACUUCCUCUGGACUUCCACAAAACUACAAUCCUGACUGACCCUAGAAAGUCCACCUCAGUGGAUGUGCUGCUGACAAACCUCAUCAGGGGGAACCUGCUUCCCUCUGCUCACCUCUGGAUAACCACACGACCUGCAGCAGCCAAUCAGAUUGCUUCACAGUCCAUUGGCAGGGUGACAGAGGUCAGAGGGUUCACUGACCCCCAGAAGGAGGAGUACUUCAGGAAGAGAUUCAGAGAUGAGAAGCAGGCCAGCAGGAUCAUCUCCCACAUGAAGAGAUCACGAAGCCUCCACAUCAUGUGCCACAUCCCAGUCUUCUGCUGGAUCACUGCUACAGUUCUGGAGGAUGUGCUGAAGACCAGAGAAGGAGGAGAGCUGCCCAAGACCCUGACUGAGAUGUACAUCCACUUCCUGGUGGUUCAGGCCAAAGUGAAGAAGGUCAAGUAUGAUGGAGGAGCUGAGACAGAUCCACACUGGAGUCCAGAGAGCAGGAAGAUGAUUGAGUCUCUGGGAAAACUGGCUUUGGAUCAGCUGCAGAAAGGAAACCUGAUCUUCUAUGAAUCAGACCUGACAGAGUGUGGCAUCGAUAUCAGAGCAGCCUCAGUGUACUCAGGAGUGUUCACACAGAUCUUUAAAGAGGAGAGAGGGCUGUACCAGGACAAGGUGUUCUGCUUCAUCCAUCUGAGUGUUCAGGAGUUUCUGGCUGCUCUUCAUGUCCAUCUGACCUUCAUCAACUCUGGACUCAAUCUGCUGGAAGAACAACAAACAACCUCCAAGAAGUCUGAAACAGGAGAAUCUGCAGAGAAAUCCUUCUACCAGAGUGCUGUGAACAAGGCCUUACAGAGUCCAAAUGGACACCUGGACUUGUUCCUCCGCUUCCUCCUGGGUCUUUCACUGCAGACCAAUCAGAGUCUCCUACGAGGGCUGCUGACACAGACAGGAAGUAUCUGGUUGACCAAUUAUACCACUGUCCAAUAUAUCAAGGAGAAGAUCAGUGAGAAUCUGUCUGCAGAGAAAAGCAUCAAUCUGUUCCACUGUCUGAAUGAACUGAAAGAUCGUUCUCUAGUGGAGGAGAUCCAACAGUCCCUGAGUUCAGGAAGUCUCUCCACAGAUAAACUGUCUCCUGCUCAGUGGUCAGCUCUGGUCUUCAUCUUACUGUCAUCAGAAGAAGAUCUGGAUGUGUUUGACCUGAAGAAAUACUCUACUUCAGAGGAGGCUCUGCUGAGGCUGCUGCCAGUGGUCAAAGCCUGCAACAAAGCUCUACUGAGCCACUGUAACCUUUCAGAGAGAAGCUGUGAAGCUCUGUCCUCAGUUCUCAGCUCCUGGUCCUCUUGUCUGAGAGAGCUGGACCUGAGUAACAACGACCUGCAGGAUUCAGGAAUGGAGCUUCUGACUGAUGGACUAAAGAGUCCAUACUGUAAACUGAACACUCUCAGACUGAGUUACUGUAACCUAUCAGAGAGAAGCUGUGAAGCUCUGGCUUCAGUUAUCAGUUCCCAAUCUUCUAGUCUAAGAGAGCUGGACCUGAGUAACAAUGACCUGCAAGUUUCCAGAGUGCAGCUUCUGUCUGCUGGACUGAGUCGACAAUGUACACUAGAAAGUCUCAGUCUGUCAGGCUGUCUGAUCACAGAGGAAGGCUGUACUUCUCUGGCCUCAGCUCUGAGCUCCAACCCCUCCCAUCUGAGAGAGCUGGACCUGAGCUACAAUCAUCCAGGAGACUCAGGAAUGAAGCUGCUGUCGGCCGCACUGAAGGAUCCACGCUGGAGACUGGACACUCUCAGGGCGGAGCCUGCUGGAGUGCGAUGGCUGAUCCCAGGUCUGAGGAAGUAUUCCUGUCAACUCACAAUCGACACAAACACAGUGAACACAAAACUCAAACUGUCUGACAACAACAGGAAGGUGACAUGUGUGUGGGAGGCGGUUCAGUCAUAUCCUGAUCAUCCAGACAGAUUUGAUCUUCCUCAGCUGCUGUGCAGAGAUGGUCUGACUGCUCGCUGUUACUGGGAGGUCGAGUGGAGAGGACUGGUUUCUAUAUCAGUGAGUUACAGAAGAAUCAGGAGGAAAGGAUACAGUGAUGACUGUGUGUUUGGAUACAAUGAUCAGUCCUGGAGUCUGCACUGCUCUGAUGAUGGUCCUCAGUCUGUCUGUCACAAUAAGAGACAAACAUCCAUCUCCUCCUCCUCCUCCUCCUCCUCCUCCUCUGGCUCUAACAGAGUAGCAGUGUAUGUGGACUGUCCUGCUGGCACUCUGUCCUUCUACAGAGUCUCCUCUGACACUCUGAUCCACCUCCACACCUUCAACACCACAUUCACUGAACCUCUUUAUCCUGGGUUUGUUUUAGGGUUCAGACCUGUCUCAGAGUUUAGAAGAGCAGUUGGUUCUGGUUCCUCAGUGUCUCUGUGCUGAGCUGAGUGUAAAGAGCGUCCUCCUGUUAGAGAAACACUCUGACUGUUGAACAGAUAGUUCAGUCUGUACAUGUCUGUCUCUUUCACUCACAAACACGUUU
Messenger RNA from Archocentrus centrarchus (flier cichlid), 3487 nucleotides. Its product is annotated as NLR family CARD domain-containing protein 3-like. NCBI's taxonomy places the organism in Eukaryota, Metazoa, Chordata, Actinopteri, Cichliformes, Cichlidae. Gene Ontology annotation, molecular function: protein binding. The record is from RefSeq and is a predicted model, not a curated record. The coding region runs from base 1 to 3387 and encodes 1128 amino acids. The transcript has 11 exons.